GGAACGAGAUUCUAAGUAUAUCGCCCUUGACGAGACCCUGCAGGAGGCGGCCCCCCAUAGGAGAGGUCGCUCGCCUCCCCCUAAGAGGAAGCGUGAUUCCUCACCUCCAAGAAGAGCAGAUUCACCGCGAGCUAGCGAGUGCCCACGUGGUCGUUCGCCGCCGCCCUAAGAUAAGGGAGGUCAUCGAGAUGCCCGUCGGGAAGGAGUUGAACCCAAAGCAGAACGUCCUUUAACUCCCCUCACGGAACCACGUAAAACUAUUUUGCAAAUCAUCCAAGAGAAGAAAAUCCCGAUUGUGUGGCCAGCUCCAAUGACCAAGGAACCACGAAAAGGGAAGAACAAGCAUUGCGAUUUCCACCGAGGUCAUGGUCACAAUACAGAGUGUUUUUGGAAUCUAAAGAAUUCCAUAGAAGAUCUUGUUCAAGAAGGACAUCUCAAGAAAUACGUUGAAGGCUCAACAGAAUGCUCCCGAGAGCUCCCGCCCACCGAUCGAGGCAAAACUCUUCAGAGAACCGUUGCUCGUGAGGUCGUCGAGGUCAUCCAUGGAGGAGCCGGCCUCGGCGGUAUGCAAGCGAAAUCUCCGACGAACGCCCAGGCCAUGGUGGGCUCCACCUCAGCAACAACAGCCACUCCUCCAAUCUCAUUUGACUCCCAUGAUUUAGAAGGAGUUGCGCACCCACACGAUGACCCAUUGGUAAUAAAGGCAAUAAUAGCUGAUUACGAGGCAAGAGAAUCUUGGUGGAUGGGGGAAGCUCGGAGGACCUACUCUUCUACCCUGCCUACUUAUCCUUGGGAUACCGCUGAACAGUGUCGGUCGGCAGAGAUCUGGUUGACGGGGUUCUCCGGAUCCUAGGUACCCGUGAUCGGGACCCUACCACUUCGUGUUCAGAUUGGG
Linum trigynum is the source of this 895-nucleotide messenger RNA. NCBI's taxonomy places the organism in Eukaryota, Viridiplantae, Streptophyta, Magnoliopsida, Malpighiales, Linaceae. The record is from the annotation of a GenBank genome assembly.